Messenger RNA from Sphenostylis stenocarpa, 168 nucleotides. Lineage: Eukaryota; Viridiplantae; Streptophyta; Magnoliopsida; Fabales; Fabaceae. The record is from the annotation of a GenBank genome assembly.
AUGGUGAGCGUGUUUAGGAGUGGCAAAGGCAUAGCUGCACACACGUUUUGCAGUGUUGAUUACAAAAGAGAGAUGCGUCGAAAACGGUCGCGUGAUCACGACCAUGUGACAUUUGCAUCAAUGAAAGGUGGAUAUGUCAAGGAGUUUCCCUCUAAAAUUUGCAAGUAG